This is a messenger RNA of Daucus carota subsp. sativus, 1504 nucleotides long. RefSeq names its product protein HIGH CHLOROPHYLL FLUORESCENCE PHENOTYPE 244, chloroplastic. The transcript is spliced from 8 exons. Bases 135 to 1325 code for a protein of 396 amino acids. NCBI's taxonomy places the organism in Eukaryota, Viridiplantae, Streptophyta, Magnoliopsida, Apiales, Apiaceae. The record is from RefSeq and is a predicted model, not a curated record.
GAUCAAUUGUCUUGAUGUCCACUCUCUUUCUCUACAAGGUUAACUGAGUUAAACUGUAUGUACAAACCAUAGGUACAGAUAUAUUAUACAUACACUGAUACACACUGUGUUACAGAGAGAGAGAGAGAGAAAGAAUGGCUCUAAGAAUCCCAAUACAUCAUAUGACCAUGAAGAAGCUCAAUUCUCAUUCAAAUGGUCACACCCCAUUAUCUUGGAGGUGCAAUUUGGCAACUGAUGCCCUUCUUUCUCCUCAAUCUUCCAUUUUUCUACCCAGUUGCUCUCCCUCAGGGCAGGUUAAACCGCUGUUAGUUACAUGUGCUUCCGGGGCAGCACCUUCAGCAGCCAAUCUGGCUCCAGGGACACCCGUGAGGCCCACUAGCAUAUUGGUGGUGGGUGCCACUGGAACUCUUGGCAGACAGGUAGUACGAAGGGCGCUAGAUGAGGGAUAUGACGUUCGGUGCUUAGUGAGGCCUAGACCUAUUCCUGCUGAUUUCCUUCGUGACUGGGGCGCCAUUGUUGUCAAUGGAGAUCUGAGCAAGCCCGAAACAAUACCUGCAACUUUGGUGGGUGUGCAUACGAUCAUUGAUUGUGCCACUGGGCGACCGGAAGAACCAAUAAAAACUGUAGAUUGGGAAGGAAAAGUUGCUUUAAUACAAUGUGCAAAAGCCAUGGGAAUCCAAAAAUAUGUAUUUUUUUCCAUCCAUAAUUGUGACAAACACCCUGAAGUUCCUUUAAUGGAGAUCAAGUACUGCACAGAGAAAUUUCUGCAGGAUUCAGGCAUAAAUCACACAAUAAUCCGGCUAUGUGGAUUUAUGCAGGGGUUGAUUGGGCAAUAUGCAGUUCCUAUACUAGAAGAAAAAUCUGUCUGGGGGACAGAUGCUCCAACACGGAUAGCUUACAUGGACACCCAAGAUAUAGCUCGAUUGACAUUAAUAGCUUUAAGGAAUGAAAAGGUUAACGGAAAGCUUCUCACUUUUGCUGGGCCUCGUGCAUGGACAACUCAAGAGGUGAUAGCAUUGUGUGAGAGGCUUGGAGGGCAAGAUGCAAACGUGACUACUGUUCCUGUCUCAGUUUUGAAACUAACCCGCCAGCUGACUCGGCUAUUUGAGUGGACUAGUGAUGUUGCUGAUAGAUUAGCAUUUUCAGAGGUUCUUUCAAGUGAUACUGUAUUCUCAGUUCCAAUGACCGAAACAUAUAGUCUUCUUGGCGUGGAUUCAAAAGAUAUUGCUUCUCUGGAGAAAUAUCUGCAGGAUUACUUCACAAACAUAUUGAAGAAACUGAAAAACAUCAAAGCUCAAUCAAAGCAAAGCGACUUCUACAUAUAGAAUACUACACUUUCCUUGCAUUGUACAUCAGGCUGUAUAUGUAUUAAAUAUGACUUGUACCAUGCAACAAUGAAGCAAAGGUAUGAAUGUCGUGCAUUUGAAAUUUUUCGCAAUAUUUUUGUUUAUAGCAUCUUCAGUCCUACAUAAGAAGAGAUUAUAAAGAGAGAAUGUUCAAAGUA